This is a messenger RNA of Prinia subflava (tawny-flanked prinia), 609 nucleotides long. It is a transcript of the gene C3H12orf57, whose product is annotated as chromosome 3 C12orf57 homolog. Gene Ontology annotation, biological process: post-embryonic development. The record is from RefSeq and is a predicted model, not a curated record. Bases 79 to 462 code for a protein of 127 amino acids. The transcript is spliced from 3 exons. NCBI's taxonomy places the organism in Eukaryota, Metazoa, Chordata, Aves, Passeriformes, Cisticolidae.
GGCGCGCUCGGGCCGGGCCGCGCUGCAGCCGCUGCCGGUCCGUGCGGGGCCGCGGCCGCGGUGGGCCCGGCGCGCCCCAUGGCGGCCUCCGCGCAGCCCUCGGCGCCGCCGGCGCUGAGCGCGGAACAGGCGAAGGCGGUGCUGGCGGAGGUGAUCAAGGCGUUCGGAGCGCCCGAGAACGCGCAGCGCAUGGAGGAGGCUCGGGACAACGCCUGCAACGACAUGGGCAAGAUGCUGCAGUUCCUCCUGCCCGUGGCCACCCAGAUCCAGCAGGACGUGAUCAAGGCCUACGGGUUCAGCAGCGACGGCGAAGGCGUCCUGAAGUUCGCCCGCCUGAUCAAGUCCUACGAGUCUCAGGACCCGGAGAUCGCCAGCAUGUCGGGCAAGCUCAAGGCCAUGUUCCUGCCGCCCAUGACGCUGCCGCCGCACGGGGCCGGCACCGGAGGAGUUGCUGCUUCCUGAGUUCUCCCGGUGCUCCGGCUGAUGCCCUCCUUCCAAGUGCAGGUCCUGUCAGCCCUUGGAAUGGGGCACUUGAGCAAGGGGGACGCGGGCCUGGAAGGAAUGGGAUGCUCGUGUGUCUGCUGGUGAAUAAAACGUGUGUUGAAAGUG